Molecule: messenger RNA, 2550 nt
Organism: Scatophagus argus
Lineage: Eukaryota; Metazoa; Chordata; Actinopteri; Scatophagidae
Product: retinal Mueller cells isomerohydrolase-like
Exons: 14
Coding region: 25-1791 (588 amino acids)
Biological process (GO): retinal metabolic process; zeaxanthin biosynthetic process
Molecular function (GO): retinol isomerase activity; all-trans-retinyl-ester hydrolase, 11-cis retinol forming activity; beta-carotene 15,15'-dioxygenase activity
Source: RefSeq, a predicted model, not a curated record
AGGAGAGUGGAGGAGAAGAGGGAGAUGCAGAGGAAGGGAGGAGGGAUGGGAAAGGGGCGGAUGAGAGGAAAAAACAGAGGAGGAGGGGGCCCGUUCCUCACCACAAGAAAUCUCUGUGUGUGGUUUAAAUGCGAGCCGGACUCUCUUUUUGCAGGCUGUUUGUGUUUGAGUGUGGGCAGAACAUACAGCAGCAUGGUCAGCCGAGUGGAGCAUCCUGCCGGAGGCUACAAGAAGAUCUUUGAGACAGUGGAGGAGCUGAAUGAACCCAUACCUGCAAAGAUCACGGGUGUUAUGCCAUCAUGGCUGGGUGGCAGUCUCCUCAGGAUGGGUCCUGGUCUUUUCGAGGUCGGAGACGAACCUUUCCACCACCUGUUUGAUGGACAGGCUCUCAUACACAAGUUUGACCUAAAGGGUGGUCAGGUGACCUACUGCAGGAAGUUUAUCAGGACCGACGCGUAUGUUCGUGCCAUGACGGAGAACAGAGUGGUCAUCACUGAGUUCGGCACAGCAGCCUACCCAGACCCCUGCAAAAACAUCUUCUCCAGAUUCUUUACUUACUUCAGAGGCAUUGAGGUGACUGAUAACUGCCUGGUGAACGUCUAUCCGAUCGGUGAAGACUUCUACGCCGUCACAGAGACUAAUUACAUCACUAAGGUUGAUCCUGAUUCGCUGGAGACUUUAAAGAAGGUGGACCUGUGUAAGUACCUGUCAGUGAACGGGGUGACUGCCCACCCCCACACUGACGCAGAUGGUACAGUCUAUAACAUCGGUAACUGCUUUGGCAAAAACAUGAGUCUGGCUUAUAAUAUUGUGAAAAUCCCCCCUGCUCAGAAAGAAAAGUCUGAUCAUCUUGAGAAAUCACAGGUCGUGGUUCAACUACCCAGCAGUGAGAGGUUAAAACCCUCCUACAUUCACAGUUUCGGUAUGACAGAGAACUAUUUUGUGUUUGUGGAGCAGCCAGUGAAGAUCAACCUGCUCAAGUUCCUGUCGGCGUGGGGUGUCAGAGGAGCCACGUACAUGGACUGCUUUGAGUCCAACGACAGCAUGGGGACAUGGUUCCACCUGGCCACUAGGGACCCCGCAGGGUAUUUGAGCAGCCACAAGUUCAGAACGUCAGCUUUCAACAUCUUUCACCACAUUAACUCCUAUGAGGACGAGGGAUUCAUCGUCGUCGACGUCUGCACAUGGAAAGGUCACGACUUUGUGUAUAACUACCUGUACCUGGCCAACUUGAAGGAGGAGUGGGAGGAAGUGAAGAAAGCAGCGAUGCGAGCUCCACAGCCUGAAGUCAGACGAUACGUGCUGCCGCUGGAUAUACACAGGGAAGAGCAGGGAAAGAAUCUGGUCUCUCUGUCCUACACUACAGCUACUGCUGUUCUUCACAGUGAUGGUAUCAUCUGGCUGGAACCUGAAGUCCUCUUUUCUGGACCAAGACAGGCCUUUGAGUUUCCACAGAUUAACUACUCACGGUGUUGUGGGAAGAAGUAUUCCUUUGCCUACGGCCUGGGACUCAACCACUUCAUCCCUGACAGGAUUGUGAAGCUGAAUGUACAGACCAAAGAGACGUGGGUGUGGCAGGAGGAAGAGUGUUACCCGUCAGAACCAGUGUUUGUACCAACACCUGGAGCUGCAGAGGAGGAUGAUGGUGUGCUGCUGAGCAUCGUGGUGAAGCCGGGUGCAGAGAGACCAGGCUUCCUGCUGGUGCUGGAUGCUCUGAAACUGACAGAGCUGGCCCGGGCGGAGGUCAACACCAUCAUCCCCGUGACCCUCCACGGCAUGUAUAAACCAUGACCCCACCCUGACACCAUAAAACACACCGUGUCCACUCUCCUGCCGAUCAGCAUCAGAAAUGUUUUUUACUGGUGGUGGUACAGUUAGAAUGUCUGUGAUCCAGAUGUGAACCCAUCAUGCCCAUAACCACCUCAAACUCACUUUACUCAGAGAAAUUCACAGUGAGCUGCAUGAAAAUUAAAACUCAACGAGGGAGGCAAAAGCAUAAAAUAUUUACAACUGACUCAUUUCUUAUUAAUUCCAGAUUAUGUCCAUUCUUACUGUGCAGUGAUGGUUAGUCAACAGUGCAUCAGCAGUUGAUGCAAUUCUUUGAUAAAGCUGAAGCAUCAUUUUUCUUUUCCUUGUACUUUUGUUAUGUGGCUAACAUGCUGAGCGGCGUCUGUAAUGUAAUCUGACUGUAAUGUAAAAAUGCUAAUGCCAUCUUCUUACACAGCUAGAAGUGCAUGUGUAUGGAGAAACGACCUGCAGCAUGAGUUUAUAGUCUGUUUAUUUUGCCUUUGUUAAAACAUUCAUAUUGGCUGCAUUUAAAAUGAUUUCACCAUUAAAAUAGCACCUGUAGAUUUGUGAAAUCAUCCUUGUAAAGCAAAAAAUUACCAUUAAAUACAAAAAUACUAUUUUUGCAAAAGAUAUUUACAUUUUUUUCUUCUUUUAUACAAAUAAACUUACAUUACAAGGAACAUUUGACACUUUGUAAUUAUAUUACUAGCUACAGAUUAGGCAUUUACUGUGAAUUUCUGUAAAAUAAAGGCUACACACUCA